ACCGAAGUAAUCGAGAAUAGGCAUCGCAGUGAACGCAGCGAAACAAUCAUUUACGCACCGCACUCACCGCAGUUAAAAAUGAUGACCAAAAUCUUUGUUCUUAUUGGCGCUCUCGUAGCCGUCUGUUCGGUCUGUUUCGCCGGUGCCGGCGCCGGAGUGAUUCCUGCAGCGAUUCCGGCAAUUCCAGCGGCGCCCGCAGCUCUGACAGUCGGUACCUACGCCACGAGUUACAAUGCACAUGCCAUCAAUCACGCCAUUGCCGCUCCAUACGUAGCGGCUCCACCAUUGGCUUAUUCCGCUUAUUCCGCUUAUCCCGCUCUACCGGCGGCGGCUUAUUCGGCUUAUUCCGCCCCUAUCAUCGCCGGAAGACGCUAAAAACAGCUGAAAAAAAAAACAACAUUAAACCAUACUGACCUCUGUCUGUUAGAUCUGACAAACACUAAUUGGCAAUUGAUAUAUCGACAUACGAUAUCUAAUUUUUUUCAUAAUUUCUUCUUUACAUUAUACAAUGAUAUACACCUUGUGAUUGUGAUUUUUUAUUCCAUUCCAUCUAUUUUCCGUCCUUUACACAAAUCCUGAUUCUCUGC
Trachymyrmex cornetzi is the source of this 587-nucleotide messenger RNA. RefSeq names its product cuticle protein 16.5. The transcript has 2 exons. The record is from RefSeq and is a predicted model, not a curated record. The coding region runs from base 79 to 375 and encodes 98 amino acids. NCBI's taxonomy places the organism in Eukaryota, Metazoa, Arthropoda, Insecta, Hymenoptera, Formicidae.